Oncorhynchus tshawytscha (Chinook salmon) is the source of this 3514-nucleotide messenger RNA. Its product is annotated as nephronectin a. Gene Ontology annotation, molecular function: calcium ion binding. The record is from RefSeq and is a predicted model, not a curated record. Bases 318 to 2135 code for a protein of 605 amino acids. NCBI's taxonomy places the organism in Eukaryota, Metazoa, Chordata, Actinopteri, Salmoniformes, Salmonidae. The transcript is spliced from 14 exons. Gene Ontology annotation, cellular component: membrane.
AGAGAGAAGGAACCUGCGGGGUCCAUUUAACACCAGUAGAGUGCACUCCGCUCCACACGCGCUGGGUCACUUCUCGAGGAAGCAACGGGCUGGUUUCUCCCCCUGCCUUUGCUGCACCUCCGAAACAUUUUAAAGGAUCGGGGUCCGUUUGAAGGACAACAGCGAAUCUCCUCUCAUGCCAGUGCGUGUUUAACGUUGGGAGGGAACAAAUCUCCACUGUUUCGUUUCGUUUUAACGAUUGAACACUGCAGCGUACAGUCCGACGUUUCACUUGGAUUUUAGGAGUUCAAGCGCGGUGUGCGCUCAUUCCCCUAACCAUGGAAUUAUGGAUAAAGUUGAUGGUGUUGUACGGUUUCUGUUUAGGGGCAAGUGCUGAGAAUGACGGCAGGUGGCCUCGGCAGAUGGCCUCGUCCAAUGGGCUGUGUCGCUACGGCGCCCGCAUCGACUGCUGCUGGGGAUGGACCCGGCGCUCCUGGGGCCACUGCCAACGCGUCUUCGCUCUAACCCACAGAGUAGUCGGGAGAAUACGGUGUCCGCCACAAGCUCUGUGCCAGCACGGGUGUAAGCAUGGAGACUGCGUAGGACCCAGCAAAUGCAAGUGUCACCCCGGCUUCACUGGAAAAACCUGCAAUCAAGACCUGAACGAGUGUGGUCUGAAGCCCCGGCCGUGCAAACACAGGUGCAUGAACACAUACGGCAGCUACAAGUGCUACUGCCUCAAUGGCUAUAUGCUGAUGCCUGACGGGACAUGUGGAAAUACCCGUACCUGUGGUAUGGCCAACUGCCAGUAUGGCUGUGAGGUGCUGAAGGGAGAGGUGCGCUGUCAGUGCCCGUCGCCAGGGCUUCAGCUGGCGCCGGAUGGAAGAACCUGUGUGGACGUGGACGAGUGUGCGACCGGCAUGGCCACGUGUCCCCGGUUCCGUAAGUGCGUCAACACAUUCGGGAGUUACAUCUGCAAGUGUCACGAGGGCUUCGACCUGCAAUACAUCAACGGGAAGUACCAGUGCGUAGAUGUGGAUGAGUGCUCCUCAGGCCAAAACCAAUGCAGCAGUUUCGCCACCUGCUAUAACACGCCUGGUUCCUACAAGUGCAAGUGCAAAGACGGCUACAGGGGGAUGGGCCAUGACUGCAAACCCAUUCCCAAGGUGGUCAUCGAUCCCCCCAGGUUCCCCCCGAACCACCACAACAUUAUCCCUGACUCAGACCACAAGAGGACCACCACCACGAUCCGACCGCCCAUGACCGCCAAGAGAGUCGCCCCCACCGCCCCCAAAAGAACCACAACCACCACUACCACCUCCCCCACCUCCUCCAAGGACGAUGCCCCCACCCCUCGUAAGCCAGUGGUCCCCACGAGACCACCAAUCAUACCCACCAGGAGACCCCCUGUAGUCACCCGUAAGCCCUAUGUGCCCCCACGGCGUCCCACCAUCACCUCUCCACCGCCCCCCACCCGCAGGACCCCACCCUACGUGCCCACACGCCGCCCGCCUCCCCCAAAACAGCCCGAGCCGGUCACCCCAGUGGACAACACCAUCGAGAAGGAGGUCACCAAACAGAGAGGUGACGUCCACAUUCCACGUAACCAUGAUCACAACACCGUCUUGGGGGUCGACUUUGACAUUGAGCUGGGCAACACGGCCGACGAAGCGAAGGAUGACGCAGAGGCUGGCUACCUGAGCUGCUCCUUUGAUAACGGCCUUUGCGGUUGGAUCCGGGACAAGGAUGGCGACCUGCACUGGGAGACAACACCGGACCCAUCUGGUGGAAAAUACCUCACCAUCCCUGAGGUGAGCGACAAGAAGAGCGGGCGAGGGGCGCGCCUGGUCCUCCCGUUGACUCCUCCCUGGAAUGACGGUAACCUGUGUCUGUCGUUCCGCCACAAGCUGGCAGGACACCAUGUGGGUAUGCUCCAGGUGUUUGUGAAGAAAGGGAAGCAGUACAGCCCGGCCGUGUGGGGAAGGACGGGGGGUAGCGGCUGGAGACAUACCCAGAUCACGCUGUGGGGCACGGGACUUGAGAGUGUGAUCCUGAAGGGCGAGCGCGGGCGUGGCCGGAGCGGAGAGAUGGCUGUGGAUGACAUCACCUUGAGAAAAGGUUCCUGCACCGAGGAGCACAAUCUGAGAAGACAUUAAUACACACAGCAGAGAGCGACAGAGAUGGAGAGAGAAAGAGAGAAGUGGAGAGAAAGAGCCCAGGGAGGAGCAGACUCUGAUUGGACCCCCAUAGAGGGUCCAAGAGUACCUCUGGGAAGAAGGGGCAUUUCUCUCUGCCUGUCCACCAAUAAGAAGACCGCACCAAACCUGUCCACCAACAAGAGGACUGCAACAAACCUGUCCACCAAUAACUAGACUGCACCAAACCCUUCCACCAAUAAGAAGACUACCCCAAACCACAGGGGAGAAAGAGGGUCCACCAUGUGAUCCCCCACCACCCCUACCCACUCUCUCCAACUCUCCAUCACCCGGUUCCUCACUAUUGACCUGUGCUUGCCCCUGGUAACCCUGGAAACGUCCCUGUGAGCACUGCCACCCAGACAAUCACAUCGCCCAAAGGCCUCCAUCGAUGUUUCAUCAUCUUGCUUUCAUAUUUUAGUCUGAAGCCAUAUCUGAUUGUUUGCUAUCCAUCAUUUAGAUUGUAUAACUGUUUUAACCUGCGUCGUGUUCAUUAGGUACCAAACAGGGAAAAACUGACUGAAACAGGGAGGGACUACGAGGGCUUGUCCAAUAAGAAACAAUUAUUCACAUUUUCCGUUGCAGAGCAUUUUAAAACAUUUCCCGUUCUGUGCCCUAAUGAACAGGACCCAGGGACAACAAGAGAAGACACCAACCUGUAAUGAUAAUGGGGAGAAUGAAAAAUCCAAACCCUGAUCCGUUUAUUUAGACAAAUCAAAUUCUGUAAAACUAGUGCUGAGGCACUCGUAUGUUACUAUUGCUACAACCGUAUGCAAGUUCACAUGAUAAGCCAUUAUUAUCUGAAUUCUGAAUUUUAAGAUUGACCGUGAUUUCUCUCUAUGUGCUUUGUUCUAUUAAGUGCAAGUUGGUUGUACUGGCGAUGACAGUAUCAACGAUUUCUGGCUCUCACCCAGUGUAUUAUUGUAAAUGUAGUCGUGUGUACAUAUUCUAGAACACUUUCAUGCUCAUAUUAAGCUGUGUGGUUUAUACGUUUAUGUAAAUUCAGACUUAUGUAUUAAUUGGAGUGGAAAAAUGUAUGGUUUUCGUUUGUUUCUAUAAUUCAAUAUCAAUAUAUGGAUAAACAUUUGAACCUUGUGGGAAUACAAGGCUGUUUACAGUACAUAAAUGAUCAUAUCUGUUCAUGCUUUAUGUUGAAUUACUAGAUAAGUUCCUCAGUCGUUUUUAACGUUUCGCAGUACACAGUUGCAUUAUUGUGCCAUCUGCCAUAAUGAAGGUUCUGAUCUGUUGGAAAUUCAAACUGUACUAUAUGCAUGGAUCAGUUCACCAAAUUCUCAUAAUAUACUCAGCCAAUGAUGUAAAUAAAAGGACAUUGACUGAUA